GUUGUGCCAAGCUCCAGUUGGCUCACGCAUCAGUUCGCACAUUGAAAUUGCAAAAGCUUGCUCUCUGGACGCUGUGCGCACUUUUGGGCAGCCUACUGUCACCGAACUGAGGGGCAGCCACAAGAGAUGGCAGCACUGUGGGACCUGUCGGACGACACGGUGCCGCCCCGCCGGACGCCGCGCCGCCGCCGCCGCGCUACUAUCGACUGCGACGACUGGGCGCCGCCAAGACGCGGCAUGGUGAACGCCGGCGCGCUCGCCGGCAAGCAGGGUGCUCUAGCCGACGGUCACUACGACGCCCUGCUGACUGUCGGCGUCCGGCGUGACGCGCCCGUGGACGCCAUCACGGCGGCGCUGCGGCAGGCGGCGGUGUCUGCGGGCCUCGACACCAUCGAGAGCGAGAGCGCUGGCUACGUCCGCGCUUCAGGCGUCGUGCUGCGGGCGGGCGACGCGCGGUGCGAGCUGCAGGUCUGCUGCUUCGGGUCGCGGCGCGUCGCGGCGGUGGCCGUCCGCGUUGCCCGCCGCGGCGCGCGCAACGGCGACGCCUGCGCGCGGCGCGUGGCGACGGCCGUCCGCGCGGUCUUCGCCGACGCGGACCUGCGGGAGGCGGACGACGCGGCGCCGAGGCGGCGCUACCGCGCGGACGGCGCCGCGUCCGAUUCUGACGAGUGUGGCCCGGGGAGCGGAGGCCUCGACGCCCACUUCCUGGGCCAGCUCGACGCGGCGGCGCGCGACGCGGCCUUCGCGGCCCACGAGCACCGCGCGGCGUGGCUGGGCGCGGCCGCACGCCGCGCGGAACGCGUCGCGCAGCAGGCCUGCGCCGCCAUGGGCUUCGCCGCGCCCGAGGCGGCCUCGCCGCCGCCGCCGCCGCCGCCGAAAGCCGCACAACCCCCGCCGCCGACGCGGCGCGGCUGCCUCCGGGGCGCCCACGCGGCCGUCGCGGCGCGGGAGCGCGACCUGGCCGCGGCACGAGCGGCCGCCGCCGUGCAAACAGCGGACGAGGCGGCCUGGCGCGCGUGCGCCGGACGCGUCGCGGCGGCGAAGGAAGCCGUCCGGGAGUCGGUAGAGAGGCUCCGGCGGAACAGGCGGCCGGUCCUGCGGCUGGCGCGGGCGCUCGUGGACGAACAGCCAGCGGUUGUAGUCCUCCGUGGCGACGGCGUCGCAGUCGGGCGUCGCGACUACGGGGCUGUGGCGCGCGUCUGCCGGCUCGGCGACGGCGCGCUCCGCGUCGAAUGUCGCGGCGGGUCGUUCGCGCUGCGGCCGGCGUCGUGCUCGACGGACGUCGUGUUGGCGGUCCUCCGGGCGGUGGUCUCGUGUGUGUAA
Pelagomonas calceolata is the source of this 1323-nucleotide messenger RNA. NCBI's taxonomy places the organism in Eukaryota, Pelagophyceae, Pelagomonadales, Pelagomonadaceae. The record is from the annotation of a GenBank genome assembly.